Molecule: messenger RNA, 1611 nt
Organism: Acanthosepion pharaonis
Lineage: Eukaryota; Metazoa; Mollusca; Cephalopoda; Sepiida; Sepiidae
Source: the annotation of a GenBank genome assembly
AUGCUACCCUCUCUUUUCUUUCUUUCUUUCUUUCUUUCUUUCUUUCUUUCUUUCUUUCUUUCACUUCUUCUUUAUACGUCUUUCCGCCCCAAUCAACUUACAUCCAACCUGACUCUUUCAACCUUCAAGCGAGUUUCGUUUCGCUUCUCUUUUCUCGGUCCACUCUCCCCCUAUCGCUUCCCUCUCUCUAAGGCAAAGAAACAUAAAACCAUUCCCCUCUCUCUUUCUAUCUAUCUCCCUUUCAUUCUGUCUCCCUCUCGCUCUUUAAGGCAGCCCAAUGAAACAUCUCCCUCUCUCUACAGUCCUCCUUCUCUCUCUAUAAAGCAGUUUCAAGUAACCUCCGCUUACAUUUCCUUACUUUUUUCUGUUUGUUUCUUUUCAUUGCGUUUUCUUUCUUUCUUUCUUUCUUUCAUUCUUUCUUUCUUUCUUUCUUUCUUUCUUUCCUUCUUUCUUAAUACUUAUUGUUCUUUCUUUCUUUCUUUCUUUCUUUCUUCCUUUCUUUCUUUCUUAAGUACUUAUUGUUCUUUCUUUCUUUCUUUCUUAAUUACUUAUUGUUCUUUCUUUCUUUCUUUCUUCCUUUCUUUCUUUCUUUCUUUCUUAAUUACUUAUUUACUUAUUGUUCUUUCUUUCUUUCUUUCUUUCUUUUCUUUCUUAAGUACUUAUUGUUCUUUCUUUCUUUCUUUCUUUCUUUCUUUCUUUCUUUCUUUCUUUCUUUCUUUCUUAAUUACUUAUUGUUCUUUCUUUCUUUCUUUCUUUCUUUCUUUCUUUCUUAAUUACUUAUUGUUCUCUUUCUUUCUUUCUUUCUUUCUUUCUUUCUUUCUUAAGUACUUAUUGUUCUUUCUUUCUUUCUUUCUUUCUUUCUUAAUUACUUAUUUACUUAUUGUUCUUUCUUUCUUCCUUUCUUUCUUCCUUUCUUUCUUUCUUAAUUUAUUGUUCUUUCUUUCUUUCUUUCUUUUCUUAAUUACUUUCUUUUCUUUCUUCUUUCUUUCUUUCUUUCUUUCUUUCUUUCUUAAGUACUUAUUGUUCUUCCUUUCUUUCUUUCUUUCUUUCUUUCUUAAUUACUUAUUGUUCUCUUUCUUUCUUUCUUCCUUUCUUUCUUUCUUCCUUUCUUUCUUUCUUUCUUUCUUAAGUACUUAUUGUUCUUUCUUUCUUUCUUUCUUAAUUACUUAUUGUUCUCUUUCUUUCUUUCUUUCUUUCUUUCUUUCUUUCUUUCUUAAAUUCAUCCGUCCACUAUUCUAUUAUUACAUUUUCUUUCUUUUUCAAAACCCGAUCCUCUUUUUGUCUUUUUUGUCAUUCAUUCAAUGCUCUUCCCUUUCUUUCUUUCUUUCUUUCUUUCUUUCUUUCUUUUAUUUAUUGUUUUCUUACCGAGUCAAUAUUCCUAGCUCUUCGACAAGGUCACUUCCAUCAUCAAUCAAAGAACUUAUUAUUCUAUGUCAACAAACAAACAAGCGAACAGAUUGGUUAACCUUCCCCAGGCCAAAGGCCGGUACACAUAAAUGCCUCACACUUUUCUGUCUCUCUCUCUCUCUCAUUCUUGUUUGUUUUCUAUACCAGCCUGUUACCAAUCUCUCUCUUUCUCUCUCUCACACCAUUCUGCCCUGUCUCUCCUGA